This is a messenger RNA of Leptidea sinapis, 7825 nucleotides long. RefSeq lists its product as uncharacterized. The coding region runs from base 478 to 1878 and encodes 466 amino acids. The record is from RefSeq and is a predicted model, not a curated record. Gene Ontology annotation, molecular function: heme binding; heme transmembrane transporter activity. Lineage: Eukaryota; Metazoa; Arthropoda; Insecta; Lepidoptera; Pieridae. Gene Ontology annotation, biological process: heme export; transmembrane transport. Gene Ontology annotation, cellular component: membrane. The transcript has 8 exons.
GAUCAAAACAAACGGCAUUAUACCAGUGCAAAAGAACGCUCGUUGUGAAUUGAAUACCCAAUCAGAACAUUGGAUUGUAAUAAAAUAUCAAUUGAUUUAUUGACGUUCAAUAAACGCUGUUCGUACUUCGUUGAUCAGUUACUUACAGCGCUUCGGUUCAAUAAGUAUUGUAUUCAUGUGAUGUGUUGAAGAAAGUGUGUUAAUAUUAAAUGGUGCGUUUUAAGAAGUGUGAUUCACAUGAGCGUAGAACCCCUAUGCUACAAAUUGCUUGAGUGGAUAACAUUAAUUAGCAAUAAGUUAUGUGUAUAACUACCAACCAGCAUAGCUUAUAUUGGUAGGCGUAUUACAAAGCGAUCAAAUUUGUUGAUACCGUUAUCUUGUUACAAUCUCACAAAAAGUGUUCAUUGUCGAAUGUUUCGGCGUAUCAAAGACUGAUCGAACAGUAACGAGAAUAAGGUCUGUAGAUAACUGUGAUAAAUGUCUCAAAUCAACGAUCUGAAUGCAAUGCAUCGGACGAAUCCCUCUGAACCGAAACCAAAGUUGUUCCUCGACGAUGAGCCGAAAAAACUGGAAGUGGCAAGUGUAUCGGAUAGUGUAGUUGAAGUGGAUGGAUCGUACACAGUGUACGCAUCCAGGUGGAUAAUGUUGGUGUUGUUUGUGACAUUCUCAGCGUCGAAUGGAAUGCAGUGGACGCAGUAUACUAUCAUAUCGGAUAUAGUGACGGGGUACUACGGCGUCUCGAGCAACGUGGUGUCGUGGACGUCAAUGGUGUACAUGAUCACAUAUGUGCCCUUGAUUUUUCCAGCUAGCUGGCUGUUAGAUAAAACGAAUCUCCGCGUCACAACGAUAAUUGGUGCGCUGGGAACAUGUGCGGGCGCCUGGUUGAAGGUGUUCUCGGUGCCUCAGAACAUGUUCUGGCUGGGGUUCACCGGACAGACGGUGGUGGCUAUCUCCCAGGUGUUCAUCCUCAACGUGCCGCCCCGACUAGCUGCCGUGUGGUUCGGAGCUGACCAGGUCUCGUCUGCUUGCAGUAUUGGAGUGUUUGGUAAUCAGCUGGGCGUGGCUCUCGGGUUCCUCUUGCCCCCGAUGAUCGUCCGCGCUCAAGGAACCACCGACGAGAUCCGGAGUGACCUGCAGCUCAUGUUCUACCUGAUCGCGGGGCUGACGAGCGUGCUCUUCGUGCUCAUCGUCCUGUUCUUUAAAGCAGCUCCAUCUACGCCCCCUUCAGCGGCUGCAGACCUUGGGAGUGAACUUGAUUCCAACUUCCUGCAGUCUCUUAAGAAGCUGAUGACCAAUCGUAACUACGUACUUCUGCUCAUCUCUUACGGACUCAACGUUGGGGUCUUCUACGCAAUAUCCACGCUGCUAAAUGAACUCGUGCUAACUUACUACCCGGGAGCGAAUACAGACGCAGGUCGCAUCGGGCUGGUUCUCGUUGUGGCCGGUAUGGUUGGAUCCGUGGUCUGCGGUCUCAUCCUGGACAAGACUCACCGCUUUAAGGAGACUACACUCGCUGUCUACGCCGCCUCUGUCAUCGGCAUGUUUAUCUUCACGUUCACCCUCGAUAGCGGUCAUAUUUCUAUCGUCUACUUCAGCAGCAUUUUACUAGGUUUCUUCAUGGCGGGCUACCUACCGGUCGGUUUCGAGUUCGCAUCAGAAGUGACUUAUCCAGAACCAGAAGGAACCACUUCUGGAAUACUGAACGCAUGUGUACAGGUGUUCGGUAUAGUAUUGACACUUCUAUUUGAAUGGAUGCUGAAGGAAGUCGGAGAUCGAUGGGCUAACCUGACUCUCUGCGCUAUACUCGUCCUCGGAACCGCCAUCACGGCUGCUAUUCGUCCCGACUUGCGACGCCAAGCUGCACAGAACAAGGCCUAAAACAACAGUAGGAAUAGGAAUAAAUAAUGUUAAUAUUUAUCCAAUACAAACUACACAACGAGAUAUCUACAAGGAAGUAAGGAACAAUAUACCUACCACUGUAGAUUCAGUAUUCGGAAUUUUGUUUAAAAGCAUUAGAAAAGAAUAUGCUGUACUUUGUCUCUAUUCUGAAGAGCUCAUUGACUUGACUCCUGCACUUCAAUUCUCGCUGAUUGACGUAACUUAGGAGUAGGUUAGCAGUAUUUUUUCACAAGUUGGAGGCUCCUUUGUACAGAAUGCCGGCUUGAUUAUGGGUACCACAACGGAGCCUAUUUCUGCCGUGAAGCAGUAAUGGGCGCCGUAGCUAGUGAAAUUACUGGGCAAAUGAGACUUAACAUCUAAUGUCUCAAGGUACGAGCGCAAUUGUUAUGCCGUUCAGAAUUUUUGGGUUUUUCAAGAAUCUUGAGCGGCACUGCAUUGUAAUGGGUAGAGCGUAUCAAUUACCAUCAGCUGAACGCCCUGCUCCUCUCGUCCUUUAUUUUCAUAAAAAAAAGUAGGUCAGCUCACCAUAGUCUGAAUGCGUGGCUAUAUAAAUAGUUAUCAAUAAACUGUCUUGUAUUUGCUAGAAAAGCCAUUUAUUUUCUCAAAAUGGAUUCCUUCUGUAUCUUUGAUGUCAGUAUUAACAGAAGUACCGUUUCGGGAGCAUAAAAUGGCGCUCUGAGAGUGAAAAAUAAUUAUUGUAAGAGAAAGAUGACAUUGUAACGAUGUCUUAAGUUAUUUCUACUUUAUAAUGAUUAUCUUAUCCCAGGCUGUCUUAUUCCCUUAAACCUUUAUUCAUGUAUAACAUCUUAACCUUAACUGGAUUUUUUUUUUAAAUAAAAUUGUAUACACUUACCCUUAAAACUAUUUAGUAUUGUAGUAAAACGCGAGUUUGCAAGUCGUGCUAAAGUAAAAUAAAUAAUAAUGAAAGAUGCUACAUAACACAUCUUAGCAAAUAUCUAUAAAUUUGUGCCGUUAUCUUGAUGGAAUGGUAAACAUAACUAUUAAUAUUUUAUACAGUAUUACUAUGUAAUAUUCGUAGCGUAGAAUUGCGAGGAGUAUAUCGAUGAGUGGUUCCCAUCCCUAACAUUCUAUAUUACCUAAUUUAGAUAGAGAAUGUCGGCACAAACAUACUGUUAAAACACAAAUUAAUGAAAAUUAUUUAUUGUAUUUUUUCAAAUAAAUUAUUUAAUAUAUAUUAAUGAAUUAUAGUAUUGUAUUGACGGGUGAUACGAAUAUUAUCGAUGACAAUAAAUACAGUGUCUACGGAAUACGGAAUUAGUGUUAAUAGAUUUUGAAUCUUGUAUAGUGUAGCUUAUAACGUCAUAGUAUAAAUAAAUAAUAUUAAGUAAUAUUAUUUUAUAAUAAUUCUACAAUUCUCAAAUAUUUUGUAACGUAACUUUGUAAAUUCUAUUGACGUUUCGUAAUAUUUUGAUUUGGGCCUAAUAUUGAACUUUUGAGAAAUCUUACAAUGAAUUUGUUUUACAAGGGAUACAAUUAUGCAUAAAUAUAACAGUGUAAUCAAAGUACUGUGUACAAAAAGAGCAUCGCAAGUUUUGUGCAAUGAAAUAUCAAGUUUGCUCGGCUUAUCACAAUAUGUGCUGGGACCCUAAUCCUUCUGGAUAAAAUAGGCACAAAACUAUAGGUAAAUAUCAAACAAAUAAGCGAUAAUUCAAAUCAUUUCAAACUAGUACCUGUUUCAUUUGAUUCUCUGAAUAUUAAACAACAAGAAAGGGUUAGACAUUAAAAGAACAUAAUAAAAAAAGAAACUGACCAGUCUUUAAAACAGAAUGUUUUCAUUAAGAGUACCCAAUAGACAAAUUAUUGUGUUUUAAAACAUUUUUAAAAAAUAUAAUAUUACCUCAUCUAUUAUAAACAAAACAAAACAUUCUAUAAAGAUUUCCGAUGAAUAAAUAAUUAUAUUAAUUAAGGUAACUUUCGGAGAUGUGCGUAUUCGUGCAUGAAAUUUUACAUUUUGAAAACCGUAUUUUGUAAUGAUAUUUUAAACAAAUACCGAUAUGACGAAGUCAAAUAUAUUCGAAAUGUUUUAUGAAUUUCAAUUUUAUGAAAUGUGUUUUGUUCUAAGUAGGUACCUAUUUUGUAAUAUAAUGUAGGCGUCACAAUCUAAAGUAAGGUCUCAACAAGGUCCCUAUUUAGCGGACAUCGCAGUGCUAUCAGUUGCGCGUGUGCGAACAGUAUAUUAUACAUACAGGAUGUUAAAAAAAUCCUGUACUAUAUCUUAUAUUGGUAUCAAGUAGUGAGAACAAAUAAUAAUAACAAACAAACGAACAAAUAAUAUUGAUCUUCAUAAAAUAAGCACAUUAAAAAAAAUAAGAAAAAAGAUUAUAAAUGUACCCAAGUAUAAGAGUUUGCAAACCUCUGCCUGCGGCCAUUUUUAUUUUUCCCCGCCCACACACCCAUUCCAUUAAUUCAUGCCAAGGGCGCGCGCGCGGCAAAAACGAAAGUUUUGUAUAAUAAACGUCGCCCGCCAUAUUCGUUUGAGCCGCCGCACCGCGCUGCUGAUGCUAGCUAUUAGACCGAGGCGCGGGCCUUAGUUUACUGAUAAAAUAAAUAAGUCAGGGGCUCUCAAGAUUUUUGAAACAUCUAACAUGAAAUGUUCUCUUUAUCGUAGCAUUUAAUCUAAGGGGUUUGGAUAUAUUAUUUUAUUUUUAGUGGUGUCUCCGCAUUCAACUUCAUAUCAAUUAUCGUACAGGGUUUUUUUAACAUAGUGUAUAUUAUAGGUGAAUAAAAUUUAGUUUUUUGUCGAAAAAUGUACCAAAAUCACGAACUAAUGAUGCCUGUUACAAAGGAACAUCAUUAAUGAUGUAAAAUGAUGCAGUCUCAGUUCUAUUUCUAGUGAUCUUGAUUUGAACACAUUUUAUUGGAUUAAGUAUCAUUUGUUUACAUUACACCAGUUUUAUUAUCCAGGUCAGUUUGAAGAAGUCUUAUUUCAAUCUGUGAAUUAAUUUCUUUAUAAAUUUUUAAGUCAUCUCCGAACAUAGAACAUUAAUUAUUGUUAAAUUAGAUUAAUAAAAGCGUUAAAAAGUACAGGACCAAGAUGUGAGGCCUGGGGAACGCCUGAUGUAGGAAAAAAGGUAUAAGAAAUAUUACCAUUUGAGAUAAUCGUCUGCCUUCUGUCUUUUAAAUAAGAUUGUAUUAAAUUUAAUAGAUUACCAUAAUUCCAAUAGAAUUUUAAUUUUGAUAGAAGUAUUACAUGGUUUACUUUAUCGAAAGCACUAGAAAAAUCUGUGUAAAGCAAUCAGUCUUAGUUUUAUUGUCUAAGAAAGAUCUAAAAUUAAAUUGGACAAUUUUUUUUUGAAUAUCUUAGGACAAAUGCUUAAGAUUGAUACGGGCCUAUAAUUUUAUAAAUGUUCGGGACAUUUAAUGCCUAGAUAAUAUUUACAUUAUUUAUUAAAGAUAGUUAUUAAUGCUAAUAGAUAAAUAUCUGCUUAUCUGUUGUAAAGGAAGGUGGGCAACUGUAAGGUGUUUUUCAUUACUUUUGGUUCAAAUUAUUAAUUAGUUUACUUUGAAGCAAAGUUGUAGUAAUUAUCAUGAAAAAGUAGAUAACAGGAUUUACGUAUAUAAAUAAAUUUUAUUGUUAUUAGUAAGUAUUGCGUAAUAUUUAGGUAACAUUCUCUCAUUUUAUAUGCCGGAAGCUAAUGAUAUUAAAUUCGAAAUAUUAUUAAAUUUAUUUGGACAAAGGCAACUAUAGUGAAUUUAGGAUCAUGUGCGUAUAUAAUAACUAAGAUAUAUUUUUGGCAACAAAUCAAUUAUAUUACCGUGAUUAAAUCUUUGUUCAAUCCAAGCUGAUAAAUUUUAAAUUAUACCUUCUAAUAUCAGUAUUAGUCUAUAAAUCUAAGUAUUUACUACUAAAAACGAAAUGGUCUCAAAUAUUUUAAGGUAUAAUACCCAUUAUAACUCUUCAUUUGAUUCAUAACUACAUAACGCGCGAGUUGAGUGCAGAGUUCUUGAAUGUGAUAGUGUUGUGACCGUAUUACAAUUGAUGACGAUAAUCAUGAAUGUGUCGAUAAAUUUACACAACGCUUCAAGUUUACUAUUUAACACUAGGUUAAAAUGAUGAAAAAAUUAAUAAAAUAAUUAGUAAAUUAUUAUUGUUGAUUAUUAGCGGGGGUAGAGCUUUUCGCUCUAUACCCCGGCCAGACUGCAUUUAACUCGCGCGAUAACUGUAGGUUUGAAUAUCAAUUUCCAUUGUAUAAAUGAAAAUAUCUUGCCUUGCCAAAGUAAGUAGGUAAUUAUCAAGUGAGUAAAUAUUUGAUAGUCCUUAAAAAAAGGUCUUCUAACCUUCUGCAGAAUCAUUGCAAUAGUCAAUUGUAACAUGACGACGAUGUACAAUUAUACUUUAACCAGACAAUGAAAUAUAAAGUUAUAUUGUUUAUGAAUCUUACAACGUUUUGUUGCAUCUGGGAGUUUUGUCAUAGAUGCUUUAAACAUCGCAGAUAUGAUAAAAAUCUCAAUAAAAUGUAUAUUUACAGUAUUGGUCGCGAUCUCUUGUAGACAAUGAGUAAUAAUGGAUAUUUAUAGUGUGUUGAAACCAUAUACAUACAAAUAUAAUGUGGUUGUUUAGUUGUCGCGGAGAGUAUGAGUUUGAAAACGAAAUGUCUUUCAUCGAAUACUUUAGUGCUUAUAAGCUAUUGUGUGAUAAAUUGCGCCAAAUUAUAAUUUGUAUGUUAGACGCGAAUGGUAAUAUUUGCGUAUAAAUCGUAUAGUUCUGUCGAUUUUUAAUAUCAGAUAGUAAUAUAUAUAAGUAAUCCAAAUAUGUUAAAAUGUUCCAUUGCAUAGAAAAGAAGUACCGUAACACAGUGGGCUCUCAAGGGCUAAUAAUUUAGAUAGGUAGUAAGUAUCCUGGACCACGUACCGGAAGACGCAGUGUUGGUAGGUCCCCCACAAGAUGGACCGACGAUCUGGUCAAGAUCGCCGGAAUACGUUGGAUGAGGGCAGCGCAGGACCGGUCGUCGUGGUAAUCUUUGGGGAAGACCUUUGUCCAGCAGUGGACGUCUUCCGGCUGAUGAUGAAGUAUCCUGGAAUAGUUGCCUAUUUUAUUAACGUAUUACAAAACUGGAAACACUUAUUAGAAGUAGAGAUGUACUAACUAGGGCCAUUAGAUCGUGUUCAUAAAAACAGAUGAUCUUAGAACAUUUAUGAUAAAUGACAAAAUUGAUAAAAAAAUUUGCUGAUAGCCGAAAAUAAUAUUUUAAUUUUGUGCAAACAAUUUUUUUUUUUAUUUUGAGAGAAAUCUUUACUCAUCACCAAGCAAAUUUUAUACAGAGCCCCGCCAAGGCACGCUACGCCACUGGGUCUAAGUAACACAUUAAUUAGGUUCUAUAAACCUAGCAAGGCUUGUGAUUCAGUGUUACUUUAGCCCUUAAUUCAGUAAUAAUUUGACAACGUGGACGAUGCGAGAUUCGAACCCGCGCCUCCAUCGGUUUAACCGUUCAGUAAGUAAAUAACAAAAUUGUUUAUAUUUCAAAAAGCGACAACUAAAGACAAUGUCCUGGCAUACAAUUAACAGGGUUGAACAGAUAUUAGUUGUAUGUACUGUGUGUUAUAUGCUGGUUAACAUUAUUUAGACAUUGUGAAUCGCAAACGAUGGCUCUAUUCGAUAAAUAGAUCGCAUGUAACCUAUUCCUAACUUUCCUUGUACAUUGUGAAACAUAUAUAUUUAUUUGAUCGAAGAUAGUUCUUACGUUUUUAUCUAAUUAUAAAAUAUACUUAUAAUAAUAGUGAUUACAACCAGUAUUAUGGAAAUUUUGUAACAAAUGAUAUUUAUUAUUUAGUGAGUCACUGGUUCGAAGGAUGACCAUAAAACCUAAUUGUUGAUAAGUAAUUAAGUAUUAUAAUAUUAAGUUAAUGUAAUGAAUUUUAUCAUUUUUUAUGUAAGUAUAAUAUUUGAAUUAAAUAAUAUGGAUGA